Molecule: messenger RNA, 821 nt
Organism: Aspergillus aculeatinus CBS 121060
Lineage: Eukaryota; Fungi; Ascomycota; Eurotiomycetes; Eurotiales; Aspergillaceae
Exons: 1
Coding region: 136-603 (155 amino acids)
Source: RefSeq, a predicted model, not a curated record
GUCUCACGGACCCCGAAACGGGAAGAUCUGUCCGUCUCGCGUGAAGCGCGGGGAUUACAUCUCGAGGGGUAAUGAGGACAGAGCUGAGGGGCUAAGGAGGGGGGAAGAAGUGACGGCAAAGAGAAUGCUUUCAAAAUGCUUUGCUUUGGAAUUUGGUAUCAGUGCCAUCAGCUGCAUGGUAACCAUGACCAAAUUCAUGGAGGUGGGAGGUGGGAAUGGACCAUCCAGAUGAUCCACAACGGAGUUAUCCGAGAAUCUGGGGAUGACAAGAGAGAGGGAGAGAGAGAGAGAGAGAGCGAGGCAGAGGACAUACUGCCGAGAUUUACCGCCCUCCUAAUGAAGUGGGGCGUGGUCCACCGCCUCUGGCGCUCUUUGCGCCUAUUGAUUGUGUCUCAAUCCAGCCAGUUUUACCUGGCUGGCAACAACAACAAGAGUCUCUCUCGGUCUCCAGGCUGGCUCUCCCCCUCCACAGCCCACUUUCGGACUACACUCUUCCCUUGGCCUUACCCCGGACCAAGUACCGCCUCAAAUUCCCAAUUCUUUCCCCUCCUUCCUUCCUUCUUCCUCCUUUCCCUUUCGCUCUCAUCAAUCAAUCCCGAUUAAUUGAAGCAACACAAUAUCUCACUUCUCUUCUUUGGUGGCGAUUCUACUCUCAACCUUUCCCACAAAGAUUACAAGGCUAUUUCCGGUCUGAUCUGACACCUCUAUUUCCCACCUCACUCUUAUCACUUUAUUGCCUGGCCUUGGACUUUCUUCCUCCCCCCCCCUCCCCCUUCCCUCCCCUCUCGUCCCUCGUCCCUCCCCAUUUUGGUUCAGUCCGU